AUGGUGGCUAAAGUUAUGCAAUCUGGAGCUAUUGUGGUUGGCUCUACAGUCUCUCCUCCUACAUAUACUGAAGUGCUUCAGAGGUCAAAUGCACCAGUGGAAACACCUCAGUUGGUUAACCAUGUUGACCCACCUAGGCCGCCAUCUCCUAUCUGGGAAAGUUUAAAGGAAGGUUCAUUGCCUAUGGUUUCAGUGGGCAAUGUGAAUUCAAAUGAUAAUGAGUUCAAACUUGCUUCAAGAGCUUUUAGGGAGAGACAAGAGCCUCGAGAUAACCAUGAGGCUAAAAGUCUUAUUGCGAGCCUGACUGAGCAGAAAAAUUAUACUAUUCAGCAAAACAAUAAGCUUUAA
Molecule: messenger RNA, 348 nt
Organism: Argentina anserina (silverweed cinquefoil)
Lineage: Eukaryota; Viridiplantae; Streptophyta; Magnoliopsida; Rosales; Rosaceae
Product: vesicle-associated protein 1-2-like
Exons: 2
Coding region: 1-348 (115 amino acids)
Source: RefSeq, a predicted model, not a curated record